Messenger RNA from Histoplasma capsulatum G186AR, 1624 nucleotides. Its product is annotated as RNA binding domain-containing protein. Gene Ontology annotation, molecular function: pre-mRNA intronic binding; U12 snRNA binding. The coding region runs from base 104 to 676 and encodes 190 amino acids. The record is from RefSeq and is a predicted model, not a curated record. Gene Ontology annotation, biological process: mRNA splicing, via spliceosome. NCBI's taxonomy places the organism in Eukaryota, Fungi, Ascomycota, Eurotiomycetes, Onygenales, Ajellomycetaceae. The transcript is spliced from 3 exons. Gene Ontology annotation, cellular component: U12-type spliceosomal complex.
GCCUACGGACCCUGAGGUUGUCGAAGCAAUUGAUGUGCUCCGUGAUAUACAGAUCAUUUUAAUUCGUUUAAGGAGAUAUACCAGGUUUGGAAUUUCAGAAAAAAUGACGGCCAAACCCGCAUCCGCGGUGGUGAAUGUGGGAGCUCCAAACCAAACACUAUACUGCACGAAUCUUCCAGAUAAACUUAAAAAGCCAGAUUUGCGACUAGCCCUGUACACCCUCUUCUCAACCUACGGCACAGUCCUCGACAUUGUCGCGAUGAAAACGGCAAAGAUGCGCGGCCAAGCUCACGUUGUAUUCAGAGAUAUUCAAGCCAGCACUCAAGCUAUGCGAGCAUUACAGGGUUUUGAGUUCUUUGGCAAAGAGAUGAAAAUCGUGUAUGCGAAAGGCAGUUCAGAUAUAAUAGCAAAGCUCCGAGGUACAUAUAACACAACAGCAACCGCACCGGCGCCUGGCGUAUCUACCGAACUUCAAAAAUCCAUAUUCAAUGCUCCCCCUUCGGCUGUGGUCUCCGCUAGUACAACGGUAAAACCUGUCGCAUCCGAAUCGCAACCAACGAGCGAGGGUCAACAGGGCGUCAAACGACCCCGUGAAGAAGACGAGAGUGAAGGCGAAGCACCGAUGGAGGAAGACGAUAGCGACGUCUCUAUGGAAGCAUCAUCUGAUGAAGAUUAAAACCAACAAAUUAUUCAUAGGACGUAUAUUACAUUUUGCGGUCGACAAAGGAGGGGGAAAAAAGGACAUUGCACCCGCUUUCUUGGGUCCUCUUGCUCAUUCGUCCUUCCUUUCUUUUCCAAAAGGGAGCCUAGCUUUUGAAGAAACUUUCCCCGCUUUGUGGAUUUCGUCUCUCGAUCAGGAUUUCGCUCGGAACAUGCAAUCCCACACAAUUCCCCACUAAGCCAAGCCACAAGAGCAGAUACGUCUCCGCGGUUACUUCUGGUUUACUCCUUGCUAUGUCCCUCAAUGCAUCUGGGGUGUUGCAAGGGUGAACAAAGUAUACCGGAAGGUCCGAUAGGGGGUGAUGCUACAGUUUAGUUAGCGUUCUUUUUAUCUUCUUUCUUACUUGAUGGACAAGGGUUGGCUGUAGAGACAUGGCGGGGAGAGAAGAGGAGGGGGGAGAAGGGAAGGGAGAAGGCAAGAAGAGGUACAAUAUCAAACAUACCCCGAUGCUCAGACCGCCCAAUAUGCCAACGCUUUUUAGUUCCGAUCGAUACGGUGCGGGAACAAUACGAUUGUAAAUUAGAUCCAGAUGACGAUCUGGACUUUUAGCAGACUUGCCACUGCUGUCGUUUUUGGUGUCGUGCAGGAAGAAAUACAGGAUCGGGACUUGAUACGUAGGGGACAGCAUAAUAUUGUACUCUACUUGCAGGUUCGUGCAUGCUUGUCGAAUGAGCUCUUCCUGUGUACCACGCACAUUGUCAGAAUCGACCCCGCAGUGAACGACCAUGCUUGAUCAUUUGCUUUUUCGUUUCUUUCUUUUUCUUUUUUUUUUCCAUUUGAAAAGAGAAAGCCCAAAGCUACGUGGAGGAGCAUGUACGAACGGGAUCAUUAUCAUUAUUAACGUCAUCAUCAUCAUCAUCAUUGAGCUCGACAAUGUCAGCCGUAUCAUCGUCAUCCUCUUCU